UUUCCAGCUCUUGUGCAGCACAACUUUUUACGCCCAGCGAGUGGGACGCUCUCUGCUGUCACCGGGAUGAUGGGGCAGGCGAACGGCUGUGUCUCACGCUGAGGCCACUUGAUCAAAGUCCCCUUUCCCUUGUUUUCCUCUUAGAACAAAGCGUUUGAGUUUAGAAAAAAAAAAUUUUUUUUUUUUGAGGCAGACACUGUAUUUGCUUUGCGAAAUCAUUUGUCAGGGUAUCUUCUCUGUGCCAACGAGAGUGCCAUGGCCAGGCGAGUUGCUGUGAUUGGAGCUGGUGUGAGUGGCCUGUCCUCCAUCAAGUGCUGCUUGGACGAGGACCUGGAGCCCACCUGCUUUGAAAGAAGUAACGACAUUGGGGGACUAUGGAAGUUUACUGAGAUGUCUAAAGAUGGGAUGACCAGGGUCUACAAGUCAUUAGUGACAAAUGUCUGCAAAGAAAUGUCAUGCUAUAGUGACUUCCCCUUCCAAGAAGAUUAUCCCAAUUUCAUGAACCAAGGAAAAUUUUGGUACUAUCUGCAAGAAUUUGCUGAGCAUUUUGACCUUCUGAAAUACAUUCGAUUUAGGACCACGGUGUGCAGUGUAACGAAGCGACCAGACUUCUCUGAAUCUGGCCAGUGGGAUGUGGUCACAGAGACAGAGGGGAAACAGGAGCGUGCCGUCUUUGAUGCUGUCAUGGUUUGCACUGGACAUUUCCUGAAUCCCCAUUUGCCUUUGGAGUCCUUUCCUGGUAUUCAUAAUUUUACAGGCCAGAUCCUGCACAGUCAGGAGUAUAGGAGCCCAGAAGGCUUUCAAGGCAAACGUGUGUUAGUGAUCGGUCUUGGAAACACUGGAGGGGAUGUUGCAGUGGAGCUCAGUCGAACGGCAGCUCAGGUACUUCUCAGUACCAGAACCGGUGCCUGGGUUAUCUGCCGCUCUUCAGAAUGGGGCUACCCAUAUAAUAUGGUGGUUACAAGAAGAUGCCUUAAUUUUAUUGCACAAGUUCUGCCCUCAUGUGUACUAAACUGGAUUCAAGAGAAGAAAAUGAAUAAAAGAUUUAACCAUGAGCAUUAUGGAUUAAGUAUUACAAAGGGGGCAAGAAAGAUCAUUGUGAACGAUGAGCUGCCAACCUGCAUCCUCUGUGGGACAGUCACUAUGAAAACCAGCGUGAAGGAGUUUACAGAGACCUCUGCUGUCUUUGAAGAUGGAACAGUGGAAGAAAACAUCGAUACUGUGAUCUUUGCUACAGGAUACACAUUUUCUUUUCCCUUUCUCGAAGAACCCCUUAAAAGCCUUUGCACAAAGAAGAUAUUCCUGUACAAGCAAGUGUUUCCUUCAAACCUAGAGAGAGCAACACUUGCUAUCAUUGGCCUCAUCAGCCUUAAAGGAUCCAUCUUAGCAGGCACAGAGCUCCAAGCACGAUGGGCCACGAGAGUAUUCAAAGGACUCUGUAAGAUACCUCCAACCCAAAAAUUGAUGGCUAAGGCUACUAAAAAGGAGCAACUCAUAAAACGGGGUGUGAUGAAAGACAUCACUAAAGACAAACUUGAGUACAUUCCAUACAUGGAUGACCUUGCUGCCUGCAUAGGCACAAAGCCCAGUGUCCCAAUUCUGUUCCUCAAGGAUCCCAGACUAGCUUGGGAAGUUUUCUUUGGACCAUGUACUCCUUACCAGUACCGCCUCCUGGGCCCUGGAAAAUGGGAUGGAGCCAGAAAUGCCAUCCUGACUCAGUGGGACAGGACACUGAAACCCUUAAAAACUCGAACUAUUCCUGAUUCCACCAAGCCUUCCUGCAUGUCACAUUACUUAAAACUUGGCGGAGUACCUAUCCUACUUGCCUCUCUUCUGUUGAUAUAUAAAUCUUCACUUUUUUUAAAAUUGGUGCGAGAUCAUCUACAGGUUAGAAUUUCCCCUUAUCUAAUUAGUAUUUGGUGAGGAUGAAUCUGAUUAAUUACAAGAGUUCUCCUAGCCACAUUAAUUCUAUCUCCAGAUAUUUCAUGCAUCCCUCCUCUCCUCUCUGCCUUAAUUUGCUAUCAUCAAAGUUCAGGUCCAAUCAAGAUCUCUUAUCUGAAUUAUUAUACUUUCUUCCUCUCUGAUCUCAAUGUCCCCUUUCUUGCCUCCUUUUCCAAUCCAUAUUCUACUCUGCUACCUGAGCAAUUAUUCUAAAAUAAUAUUGUCACUGUUUCCAUCAAGAUCUUGGUAGGAAUAAGAUUGUGACAUUCAAAUUAGGAAGUUUGUUGGAGUCAAGCCAAGGAUCACCCAGCAAGCACAAGCUGGAAGAUAGGGGAGAGGCAUGAACAGAUUCUGCCUCAGAAACUUCAGAGGGAACCAACCCUGCUGACACCUGGAUUCCAGACUCCUAGCCUCCAAAACUGUGAACAAAUAACCCGCCUGGUAUGUGGUACCUUGUGAUGGCAAUCCUAGGAAACUAACACAGACUGCUGUCAUCACAGCGAUCAGCCUCCUAAAGUAGAGACAGAGCAAAGAUGAUGGAGAGUAUAUAUGGAAGAGUAGAUGAAAAGGAUCCAGUACAGACAUAUUACUUUCCAGUUGAAAAUCCUUGAAAAUUUCUCCUUUGAUUAGAGAUAAUGGUCCAAAUUCCUUAGCCUAGAAAAAGAGACCCUUCUUGAUCCGAGCCCAUUUGCCUGAUCACCAGACUCCUGUCCUGCCCUACUUCAAACCUACCAGCCUGUGUUACUGACCUCUGAACUGCACCAUAUCUCCUCAUUUUGGCACAAGCUAUUGCCUCCAGUGGGAACUCCAACACCAAGUCUUUCAAGAGAGAGCUCAAUUAUCUCCCUCUAUGAAGCCUUCCCUGAAUCCUCAGAACAGAGUUGAUUCCCACUUUGUAAUGACCGCAUUUCGUGUACUGCUUUUCAUUGCCCUUUUGUCACUGUAGUGUAUAGUUGACCCUUGAACAUCAUGGGUGUGAACUGAAUGCGCCUAUUUAUACUUGGAUUUUUUUUUGUAAUAAAUGCAGCAGAGUCCCAUAAAUGUAUUUUCUCUUCCUUAUGAUUUCCAUAAUAUUUUCUUUUCUCUAGCUGACCUUAUUGUAAGAAUACAGUCCAUCAUACAAAUAACACACAAAAUAUAUGUUAAUUGACUACUUUAUCAGUAAGUCUUCCGAUCAACAGUAGGUUAUUGGUAUAGUAGUAUUGUUAAAUUUGGGGGAAGUCAGAAGUUUUUUGGCUGUGCAGGGGUGCAUUGUUUAAGGAUCAACUAUAAUAUUCUUUUUGAAUCUAUCUCCUAACGAAUGGUGAGUUUCUGAGAAAAACCAUAUCUUGUUCAGCUAAAACACUGCCUGAUGCAAAGUAUUGUUAAAUAAAUGUUUGCUGAUUUAA
Nyctereutes procyonoides (raccoon dog) is the source of this 3329-nucleotide messenger RNA. RefSeq names its product dimethylaniline monooxygenase [N-oxide-forming] 4. The transcript is spliced from 9 exons. The coding region runs from base 256 to 1923 and encodes 555 amino acids. Lineage: Eukaryota; Metazoa; Chordata; Mammalia; Carnivora; Canidae. Gene Ontology annotation, molecular function: flavin adenine dinucleotide binding; N,N-dimethylaniline monooxygenase activity; NADP binding. The record is from RefSeq and is a predicted model, not a curated record.